Molecule: messenger RNA, 6984 nt
Organism: Cuculus canorus (common cuckoo)
Lineage: Eukaryota; Metazoa; Chordata; Aves; Cuculiformes; Cuculidae
Gene: EXOSC2
Product: exosome component 2
Exons: 9
Coding region: 15-899 (294 amino acids)
Biological process (GO): nuclear polyadenylation-dependent rRNA catabolic process; TRAMP-dependent tRNA surveillance pathway; CUT catabolic process
Cellular component (GO): cytoplasmic exosome (RNase complex); nuclear exosome (RNase complex)
Molecular function (GO): RNA binding
Source: RefSeq, a predicted model, not a curated record
GCUGCGCAGCCAAGAUGGCGACGAUUAGCAUGAGGCUGCCGGUGGCUCGAAAGCCCGUGGGGCCAAGCGCGUCCCGGGGCGGCGAGAAGCACCUGGUGGCGCCGGGGGACACGAUCACCACCGACACGGGAUACAUGAGGGGCCAUGGCACCUACUUGGAGGACGAGAAGCUCAUCGCCUCGGUGGCCGGCGCUGUGGAGAGGGUCAACAAGCUGGUGUGCGUCAAAGCGCUGAAGACAAGGUACAAUGGUGAAGUUGGCGACAUUGUUGUGGGGAGGAUUACGGAGGUUCAACAGAAGCGAUGGAAGGUGGAAACCAAUUCCAGGCUUGAUUCAGUCUUGUUGCUGUCAUCUAUGAAUUUACCUGGUGGCGAACUGAGAAGGAGAUCAGCAGAAGACGAGCUUGCCAUGAGGGACUAUCUGCAGGAAGGGGACCUCAUCAGUGCAGAGGUCCAGUCCAUAUUUUCUGAUGGGGCUGUGUCACUGCACACCCGGAGUCUGAAAUACGGGAAGCUUGGCCAGGGUGUGCUCGUCCAGGUCUCACCCUCCCUUGUGAAACGCCAGAAGACUCACUUCCAUGACUUGCCCUGUGGUGCAUCUGUGAUCCUCGGCAACAAUGGUUUCAUCUGGAUCUACCCAACUCCAGAGCAGAAAGAUGAAGAGGCAGGAGGCUUCACCACCAACUUGGAGCCAGUUCCCUUAUCUGACCGGGAGGUGAUCUCGCGGCUCCGAAACUGCAUUGUGGCUCUGGUUACUCACAAGUUGAUGCUCUUUGACACCAGCAUCCUGUAUUGCUAUGAAGCUUCCCUUCCUCAUCAGAUCAAGGACAUUCUCAAACCAGAGGUGAUGGAGGAGAUUGUUCUGGAAACCCGACAGAGACUGCUGGAUCUGGAGGGAUAAGACACAAAGCCUGAAGCACUCAUUUGGAGUCCGAGCAUGGCAGCUUUUGAUUCUCAGUAUUUUUUUAGUGUUCUAGUCCCUAACAUUCAUUCCACACUUCAGAAACCACCAAAAUUCCUCAUUUUAAUGUCUAGGAUAUCUCCUGAGCCCUUUUAGGACAAUAGUACUGAAUAGUACUUACAUGCCUAAAGGCUUACUGCCUUUUAGUGCAGCAGCCUGAAAAAUAUCUGACCUUCAUGAAGACACAGAUGCAACUAGGACACAUCUCAUAGCAUUUGUUGCUGUGUCUGGUGCCCCUGAACUUUGUGCAGGAUGGUAGAGAGGAAGGGAUGUGUCUUGUGACGUUGCUCACUCCCCAAAGGCUUUCUAAAUGGUUUUGUUUUUCCUUUACUGUGAUGUAGGCCUGCCAGUCAGUCCUCUGACUGACAGUGUUUGUUUCUCUCUUUAAGACUGCAGGUUGCAGGUACAGGUGUUCAGAGGGCGGGAGUAUCCACACCCUUGCUAAACACAUUUUAGGUCUGUCUGUUCAUAGCUCUGUGUCUCAAGGGGAUGAGAUUGGGUGUGGCAUAAUGAGUCAGGAGCCAUGGGCGAGCAGUACCUUCUCAGCUUGUGUGUAUCUUGCUGAGCUUCUCUGAGGAGGCUCUGAUAUUGUUUUCUAUUAAGUAUUUUACAUUUCAAUAAAUUUUUUUAACAGGUCAGUCCUUCAGGGCUGUGUGCAUUAGCUUGUCUUUCUCCAGAAUGAAUUGAGUCUGGCUGGAAAGCUAUGGUUAGCUCAAGUUCCUUUGUGCCAGGACACUUGGAAUGCUUGCAGUGUCCUCUUAUCCUCUCUUCAGCUGUUGCUUCUCGUCCCAUUCAGGCAGGACUUGACCUUCCUCUUCAGCACAUCUUCUGUGCAGAGUUCCUCUGUAAGUAGAUUGCCUGGUGCUGUUUGCAGUGGCGCUCCCAACGUUGUUUCCCUGCAAUAUCCCAUGGAGAGGCGAGUCAUGCAGCAGCUUUGCUUAGAGAAUGACAGGGACCCACUAUGACCCUGGUGGAGAUCCUCAGGCCAAUGGUUGGAGAUGGGUGAGCUCAGCCAGGCGCUGGUGGUCAGUCACUUGCUUUCUCUGUGCUGAAUGGAUGUUUAGGUUUGCUUUGAACAUCCUCUCAGAUCUCUGGUGCUAUAGAAGAGCCAUUUAUGUGAUAUAUGUAUUGUGUAUAUAUAUUGUUUGUGUUGUAUUAUUCCUGCUUACACUGCAGUGCUGCAAUUCUUUAAUGGGCUGAAAAAGCAAAAAGUCUGCCCUAAUUGUCCCGGAAUCUCAUUUUCUCGCAAAUUCUCUUGCCUGCUGGAGGCAAAAGGAAAAAUUCUUUGCUCCGUCUUCCCCUGGGAACUAGAAAUACCCUUUGUUGCUUCGCAUGUGGUCCCUACUGCUCUGACUGCCAUCCAGAGCAAGCACUAGGUGGCAGCUGCAGAUCGUAUUUGCAGUAUUUCCCUUCCCGAGCAGCUCUGCCUCACUGCCCUGCCAAACGGCAAAGGCUGGCUGGGUGUCUGCCACCAGCACGGCUGCUUCAAACUAGAGCAUUAUGGAACUCGGUGGCUAAGGGCAAGCAAGAACACAAGCGAUCCAUUCUGCUGCUGCACAACUCAAGCUUCUGCCUGUGCUGCUGCUCUGUAAUAGUACUUUACUUCUUGGGGAUAUUGGUGAAGUGCUCCACACAAGACCCAGGAACUGUUAUUUUUUUUUUAGUUUAAUGGAUAUUCCCUAAGAGCCGUUGCAACAAUCACAUCCUUGAGAUGACUUGGGAAAUCUGAAAACUAAAGCUUGUUGGUGACCCUAUGAGUUCUGAGAAUGAGGCUGGUAGCAGUGUUAUCCACAGCUGCAUGGACAGGAACAGUCCAGAAAGGCUAAAAGCUUUAGCAGUCUCUGCAUCUCUUAAUUAGAAAAGUGCCUUUCUUUUUCCCUACCCCACAGCUGUAGUUGAGCAGCUGUUUAUCUUAUUGCCAUAUGGAGAGAGAUGCAGGGAUUUUGGCUGUGAGGCUUCGAGGUAUAAGCAGAUGGGGGAUAUAUGAGCAAUGAGAUAAUGUAUCUGAUGUUCCCUUUUUUUUUAAAAGCAUUUUUGAAGGCUGAUGGAGAGGUCUGUAGUUAAUCCAGUUGAUCUCUGCAUCUCUGCCACUUAACCAACUCUGUGUCAGGCAAAGGGCAAAAGGGUCAGGAGACUGUACUUUGCUACCACUGAGAGAGAUUUGAUAGCUGGAAAUAGAUCUGCUGAACUCAAAUGCAAUGUGCUUCUCUGUCUUCAGGCAACCUCUCUGAUGGCACCUAACAGGUCAGAAAGGAGUGUGGGGGUUAUGAGGCUCUGGAAAGCGUAGUUGGUAAUGUGGUGAAAAUGUGCUGAGGAAGCGUGCUCCAGAGAUGGUUCAUUUGGAGUUGGAUCAUGCUCACGGGUACCGAGCACGAGCUGUCAGACUGCAAGGUGAGACAGUGCCAGGUUCUCAUUACCCAGGGAAAGGGUGCUGGUGUCUUUGCAGCUGCUGUGUGGGCUGCACAGAUGACUUGUUAGCUUUUUUUUUUCCCCCAUCUCUUUUUUUUUCUUCUUUCUUUCCCUCUCCAUAGCAGUCAAACUGUGGUCUAUUUCCAGGCUUCUUAUGCUGCUCCUCUCUCCCCAUUGUGACCCUUUUUUGUUUAUUUAUGCUCGAUAAAUGAGUACACAACCUGAAAAAACAUGAGCUCAAGGUCUGGAUGGCUUCAGCUCUGCUCUGAACUGCUUUCUGAUUCCUCUUUGCUGCAGCAUUCCUGGUUUUGGCCUUGGGGCCUGUGACUCAUCCAGUUCCCUCACUCCCAAAUACCUGGUACUUCUGUUUUUGAGCCUAAGAUCAAGAGCACCAGCUGGGUAAGGUUUAGUUAAUUGAUGUUUUUUGAUGUGGAGGGAACUGAGGGUCCCGAUAUUUUCCUCCCUGGCCACGAGGGGUCAUUGCCACUCUUUGUAAACUCAACCAGCACUGUGCCAAGCCCAGACUUAAAUUCUGUGACAAGGCUUCAGCAAGAGCUUUGCUGGUCGUUCCUGCAACCCCAUCAAGCACAGCUUUCUUUGCAAGCCAGCAGGCAACAAGAGAUGAGAGUGACAAACUUGCCUGGGGAGGGAGAUGCUUCCUGAGCAGUCUCAGUGUCUAAGAAAGGUACCAGGCCAGCUGCUGAUACUCUUGAUUGGCAGAAUCCCUGUAACUUUUCUCUCUCUCUUGAUGAAUGUUGAUGGCCACCAGUGCUCAUCCAUCUCUAAAGCAACUGCAUGUGCUGCUGGGGCUCAUAUGGAGAGGUCUGAAUUAUCCACAUUCAGUUGUGACCCACAGUAUGGCAAAUGACUUUUCACCAGCGCUCAGCAGAGAUGAGUGAGGAGUUGGAUGUGGUCUGGAGGAGGGUUGGCAAACACAGGAGGUUCUGGCAUUUCAGGUAGGAGGGGGAGUCGGGGCCCUUUGUUCCACAGGCAGGUCCACAUGAGAAGGUGGGCAGGCUAUAUUAAAAAUGCCUUUGAAACAGAAAGCACUUGAGAUGUGAAGGACGCCAGCAAAGCAGUGUCCUCCUCAAUUCUUGAAAUAGCCUGUGGAGUUUUGCUAGCAAUUUCUAAGCAGGAAGGGUGAAAAUGAAGAAACUACGGUUUCUCUGGUUUAAGAACAAAAACAUAGUUGAAAGGAGGGUGAGAAAAACCUAACAAGUAUUCAUUUUUACAUGGGGAGCUAAAAUGGCCAUGCAGGCAUUAAAGCAGCUUAGAGCAAUCUGAUGGCUUUGGGCAGCAGUGUCCCACAGUGAGGAGCCUGUUUGUGAACCAGCUGUAGCGCCUGCCUGUGCUGCGUACCCCAGGGUAAUGCAUGGCACAGGCGUGCUUCAAAGUGGAGCUAAUAAAUAUAGUUCCCUUGCUGGUAAGUGCUGCCUGCAGAAACGAGAACACAAAAUCACUCGUCUGUAGAAACGAUUUUCCUGUUUCUUGGUGCCAGUGUUUGAUUCAUGUACUAAUAUGAAGAAUGGGAACCCCUCCCUUUACUCCCAGUGAUAACCUUUGGGAAUUGAAAUCUGUGCUAAUGGGUUAUUAAUCCAAUUACUGCUGCUUAUUACGUUACUUCUCUGUCAUCCACAUGCAGUUUCGCUGUUUGGUUGAGGAGAGUGCUAUAAAUACAAAGCUUUGAGCAGACCCUAGAAGAUACUGAAACCCCACUGAGAUUAUAGGCAGUCUUGAAAUGUUUAUCUCAGGUUCCUGAGAGUUGCUAAUUAAUAUGCUAAGGUUUACUAUUUGGUAAAGAGGUUGAAGCUAUUGUUAUGGAGGAAACGUCACAGCCUCUGUUGGGUGUAACAACCCACACUUAAAUGAGGGUAAACAGAAAAAGGUAUUGAAAUUUCUUUUAUGCAAUAUAUGAGAUGUACACAGGCCAAACACAAGGCUCAAUUGAAGGAAACAGCCUGUCUUUUUUUUUAAUUUAUUCUGCAUUUACACUCUUCUGUCUCUGUCUUCUCUAAUAGUUUCUGAACCCACUGGGUAACUUCAAGUUUGUUAAUGUGAGACAAUAGCAUUCACAAAAACUGGCAGCAGGGCAGGGGGUAGAAAAUAGAAAGCCCUUCAGGAAGGAAAAGAGGAUGAAUAUCUUGCUAAGGUAUUUGAGAGUGACCAGCUGGCCUAUCUGCCUGUGUCCAGCCCCAGAUUAACUACAGCACUGCUUUGGGAAAUGCUUUUGGAGCAACUGCUGAAUUGGGGACUACUGUUAAAGAACCUUCCCUACUUUGCUGCUUAUGAUUGCAGAGCCAUCAGAAGGAAUACCUGACUGUUGACCUGAGUGAUAAAUUCACCUAGUCUGUUAAAUGAAAAGUACAUUCAUCUGCAUAGUUCUCAGGUGAGGGAGAAGCGUCUCUACAGCCUGUAUUGGCAGAACAAAAGUCCUGCUUAUUUGCAAUUACUUUUGCAUGUUUUAGGCAAGAUCUUCUGAGUAUCAGGGACCUGUGGUAGUCUUCUGGAGUUCACUAGGCUUCAGUGCUGCCAGGGUAGGAGAGAUUAUCUAGGAUGCUCCAGUCAGACCCAGAAGGGAGUAACUGUUUCAGUAAAGGGUGGUUGAUAAUGGUUUUGGUAACAAGUUUCUCUCAGGCUGCUCAGCCUGUGUUGACAGACAGCUUUUUUUUCCUCAGUUUCCUUCAAUCGGUGGGAGCUGAGCAGGGGAUUAGUUCAGCGCAGUGAGAGGCUGAUCAUUACUGAGAUAAACCUGGAGAAAUUCUGCUGAGUUCAAGAGAUGUGACCCUGGAUUUGUCUCAGCAUAAUGUACCAGAAUUUCUCUCUCCUCUGUGUGUGUAGCACAAACAGCCUCAGUACCAGCAAUUUGAGUCACAGAUGGAGAAAUCCAAUAGAAAUGGUUUGGGUUCAGUCUCCUGGCUAAGAAUUAGUGCCAUAGCAGCAGACGAGUACAGCAGAGGUGGAGGUUCCCAUAGGGCUGUAUGAAGUGCUACAUUUAAGAUGCUGUUGUUGGAAGAUAAAAAAAUACGUGUUUGCCAGGGACCUUGGAUAUGGUGUAGGAGCCAUGGAGUAUGUUUGGAUUUGUCACAAGGGAGGAGCUGGUAUAAACAAGCCACUCUGUGUCCAGAUGGCUGCCCUGAGCAGGAGGCUACUGCACAACAUUGCAUUUGUGUGCUCUCCCGUUGUUGAGUGGGAGCAACCACAGACCUUUGACCAAAACAGCCUGACCUCAAGCUGCUGCCCCAGCCGUCUUCUAUUCCCAAGGUGAACCAGAGAGCAUACGAGAAACUAAAUAUCUUCAGCGUCACAGUCUGCGCUCUUUAGCUCCAGCAACACUCAUACUGCACAUCUAAGGUCUCCACAAUGAAGGCUGAAGAAUCUGGGGUUUAACUUCAUCUUUGUGCCAAAUGGUGCAUGAAAGUAGAUCAGUAGAAUGUUUUUAUUGUCACAUUCAUUGGCCUCUAUGGCUGUUUAUGGUACUAAGUUUCUUAUGAAUGCUGUCAGAGCAUAUGCAGAAGUAAAGUGCUUUGUGCAAGCAGAACAACUGAUCCCUGGCUGUGGAAAAGGCUGUGCACGACGCUGACCCAGUAAGGAUCUCUUCUUCCCUGUCCAUCUCUGC